AUGAGAAGCGGAAACGGCGUGGUUCUUCAGAAAGCACAAGGUUCUGCUGUCUCUGUAUUUCUGGGGAUGAUUGAUUUGAAACUGAUCCUUUUUCUCCAUGGUGCUGGGGACAUCCGCCAUAUGCUUCUCAUGGGUUGGGCCGGGGAGAGUAUAGACAAAGUCAAAUUCUCAACGCUGAAUGAUGAAAUCUCCAUGUCGGAGAGGGAAAUCUGUAUGCUGGGAGUGGUGCAUAAGGACCUGCGGCCUGCCAACAUGUUAUGGAAUAACGAACUGCGCCGGGUUCAGAGGCAAACAGAAGGGAAAUGA
This is a messenger RNA of Histoplasma mississippiense, 306 nucleotides long. RefSeq lists its product as hypothetical. The transcript has 2 exons. NCBI's taxonomy places the organism in Eukaryota, Fungi, Ascomycota, Eurotiomycetes, Onygenales, Ajellomycetaceae. The record is from RefSeq and is a predicted model, not a curated record. Bases 1 to 306 code for a protein of 101 amino acids.